UAAUAAUAAUAAUAAUAAUAAAGGAUUCUGGUGAGAGAGAAAGAGAUAGAGAGAGAGAGAGAGAGUAGGAAAAGAAAGGUGAUGAAGGCGAUGAAGAAUUCCACAAACGCAGCAACAGCAACAACACCAACACCAAUUCCCCGUACAAAUGGAAUCAUCGUCUUUCUUCUUAACCGCAACCACUCUUUACUCUUCUUUUCUCCACCAACCAAUUAUUUCCUCUCUCUUCUUCUCCAUUUUCAUUCUCCUUUUCUAGCUAUCCCUUUCUCUUUCCCUCUCUAUCUCUAUUCACUCUUUAUUCCCUUUCUUUCCAUCCAUUCUUGCUGCUGAGAUCUUCUUCCAUCUCUCUUUGCUACUCUAGUACCAUAAUCGGGUCUGUUCUCUUUUGGGGUUUUUUUUUUCUGUUUGUUUGGCGAGAAAGAAAAUUCUGGGAAGGGGAAAAGAAAGAAAAAUAAGAUGGAUAUGUUUGGAGGUGAUAAUAGCACUAGUCCUUUGUUCCCUGCUUUGGUUGAGGAGAACCAGCUUCAGUAUCCUCCCAAUGCAUUCCCUCAGCUGCAAUUAUUUGCAGAUUGUGAUUAUACAGUUGGCUGCAAUGUUGGUCAGAUGAACCAUAUGGCGAACAAGCAUAUAGCUUCAACAGACCUACCAAAUCAUAGAAGACUCCCAGAGACAGAUUCCAAUUUAGUACAACAAAAAAAUCUGAUAUCUAUUAAUAAUUACUUUUGUCAAGAUAAAGCUGGUCACUCUGGAAGCAUUUUGAACCCAAACCCUGUGUCGACCGGCCUUAAACUUUCAUAUGAGGAGGAAGAACACAACUCUUCUGUUACUUCAGCUAGUGAGAAUUUAAAAGCUGUUCUCCCUGUUAUUUCCUCAGUCAAUGACAAUCUGAAGGUCGAGAUUGAUCGGCAGAAAGAAGAAUUUGACCAGUUCAUUAAAGCUCAGGAAGAGAAGAUCUUCAAGGGUGUAAUGGAGAUGAGGCAAAGACAGACAGUUUCCUUUCUAAACGCAGUUGAGAAAGGAGUUACCAGGAAGUUACAUGAAAAGGAAACUGAAGUAGAAAACAUGAAUCGCAGGAACAAGGAACUAAUGGACAGAAUCAAGCAGAUCACUGUGGAGGUUCAGACUUGGCACUACAAAGCAAAAUACAACGAGUCUGUAAUCAAUUUCUUGAAGAGCAACCUACAGCAGGUGAUAGCACAAGGUGCCAUACAUGUAAAGGAGGGCUGCGGGGACAGCGAGGUAGAUGAUGCAGCCUCUUACACAAACAUGAAUCAUCUCGGCUCUGUGGGUGUCUCUGGAUCUGCGGUUACUGGUAAACCGAUCAACUGCAGAGCUUGCAAGGUUAGAGAAGUUUCAAUCUUGUUGUUACCUUGUAGACACCUUUGUAUGUGCAAAGAUUGUGAAGGGUUUAUUGAUGUAUGCCCUGUCUGCAACAUAGUGAAGACUGCAAGUGUGCAAGUAUACAUGUCUUAAAGUUGUAAUAUGUUAAUGAGGGAAUGUAUAUUUUAUUUAUUUUAUUAAUACACUUACUUGUAAUUGUCUUUCCCUAAUUGGAAGGAUUUAUUUAUUUUAUUUAUGAUGUUUACUACAA
Molecule: messenger RNA, 1591 nt
Organism: Cannabis sativa
Lineage: Eukaryota; Viridiplantae; Streptophyta; Magnoliopsida; Rosales; Cannabaceae
Product: E3 ubiquitin-protein ligase BOI
Exons: 4
Coding region: 457-1473 (338 amino acids)
Molecular function (GO): ubiquitin-protein transferase activity
Source: RefSeq, a predicted model, not a curated record